UGGUGGUUAUACACCCAAAUCCCUCCACUUUGAUGUUUAUAUAUGCAUCUCAAAGCUUUGCACUAAUCUGCAUCAAGAAAAAUUUCCGCUACUCUUUCUCCAACUUUACCUUGUGAAGCAAAUAAUGGCUCCAAGUUUUUCUGAUGAUACAGAUUCACUCUUCAAUUUCGUUGUCCGAGAUGGCUAUGGUGUGAAAGGGAUGGUGGACUCUGGCCUAUCAAAGGUACCGCAACAAUAUGUACAACCCCUAGAAGAAAGAAUAGACAAGCUAAAAUCAAUUCCUAGCGAAAAUCCACCAAUCGAUUUGUCGAAACUAGAUGGCCCAGACCAUGAACAAGUGGGUGAGGAAAUUGUUAGAACCGCUGAGACUCUAGGGUUUUUCCAAGUUGUGAACCAUGGCGUUCCAGUUGAGCUGCUCGAGUCCUUGAAGAUUGCAGCUCACAAGUUCUUUGGGCAGCCACCUGAAAAGAAGGCUAUCUAUCUCAAGGGUGUGAGUCCUAGCCCUUUGGUGAAGUAUGGGACAAGUUUCGUGCCUGACAAGGAGACGGCAUUGGAGUGGAAAGACUAUAUCAGCAUGCUUUAUACUAAUGAUUCUGAAGCACUUGAAGUUUGGCCUCAAGAAUGCAAGGAUGUUGCACUGGAAUAUCUAAGAACAUCAAUGAAGAUGGUGAAAACUAUAUUAAAAAUUCUGAUCGAAAAACUUGGAGUAACAGUGGAAGAUGAAAAAAUUGAUGCACUAACUGGUUUGAAGAUGGUUAACAUGAACUUCUAUCCGACGUGUCCAAAUCCAGAGCUUACUGUCGGAGUCGGACGCCACUCUGAUAUGGGCACUCUCACUGUGUUGCUGCAAGAUGAAAUCGGCGGUCUCUAUGUCAAAGUUGAAGAAACCAUUGAUGGCAAGCAAAAAGAAGAGUGGUUGGAGAUCCCACCUGUUCCUGGUGCUUUGGUCAUCAAUGUCGGUGACACGUUGCAGAUACUAAGCAAUGGAAAGUAUAAGAGUGCUGAACACAGGGUGCGUACAACAAGUGAGAAAUCUCGAGUGUCGAUCCCCAUUUUUACCAUCCCAAAACCAACAGAAAAGAUUGGACCAUUGGCGCAGCUUGUGGAACGUGACGGCGUGGCUCUGUAUAAAGAGGUCGUGUUUGGAGAUUACAUGAACAAUUUCUUCGGCAAUGCCCAUGAAGGAAAGAAGUCUCUUGAUUUUGCAAAAAUCAACUAGAUUUCUAUCUUGUCAAAUGCCUUCUUCUUCUUCUUCUAGCACCAAGUGUGGACUUCGUAAUUGAAAAAUAAAUCUACAUCAAGUUUAUGUAUUAUGGAUCUGAAGUCAUCGUUUGUGUAUUUUAUGUGAUACCUAAUUCUGAAACAUUGGUACAAAACCUAAUUCCUGAGGC
Molecule: messenger RNA, 1391 nt
Organism: Manihot esculenta (cassava)
Lineage: Eukaryota; Viridiplantae; Streptophyta; Magnoliopsida; Malpighiales; Euphorbiaceae
Product: scopoletin 8-hydroxylase-like
Exons: 3
Coding region: 125-1219 (364 amino acids)
Source: RefSeq, a predicted model, not a curated record